Notothenia coriiceps (black rockcod) is the source of this 4961-nucleotide messenger RNA. RefSeq names its product anoctamin-4. Lineage: Eukaryota; Metazoa; Chordata; Actinopteri; Perciformes; Nototheniidae. Gene Ontology annotation, biological process: chloride transmembrane transport. Gene Ontology annotation, cellular component: plasma membrane. Gene Ontology annotation, molecular function: protein dimerization activity; intracellularly calcium-gated chloride channel activity. The record is from RefSeq and is a predicted model, not a curated record. The transcript is spliced from 27 exons. Bases 629 to 3403 code for a protein of 924 amino acids.
GAUCAAAAAUGCCGAUGAACGGCACGCAGCUCCUCUCCCUCUCUCCCUCUCUCACUCUCUCACUGUAAACAUCCUGCUCAUGCUUGUGUUUUUCUCCAGAGGAGAUCUUUGACAGCUUGUGGUCGUAUAGCGUCUCUGACAGACCUGUCUAUGUGGGAGUAUGUGUGUGUGGGUGUGGGUGUGUGUCCAAUGUGAUGUUGGGUCGACGGAUGCGGUGAUGAGGAUUAAGGAGUAGGAAGUGGGGAUGCUGCUUUUCCUCUUGGGACGUCGCGUUUGUUUGUUUCCUCAGCGAGGUCCUUUGCACGCUGGGGCUGGGGGGGAAGGAGGGGUGACUGGUGUGUGUUUGUGCAUGUGUGUGUAUGGGGAAAGAUCUCCUGGCUGUUUUGGCGUCUGCUGCGGCUCUGCUGGAAAGCCCCCCCCUCCCCUCUCUCCCUUCCUCCCCCUCUGAAAGGUGAAGCUGCCUCUCUUCCUCUCUCCACCUUCACUCGGUGUGAGUUUAUCUCUACAUGAGUCUGAGCCCCGGAAGAGGAGCCACCGCCGACGCAGGGUCCCGCUGCAGCCUCUGGCCUCAGGCUACCAGGCUGCGGACAGACCUCUGGCCUUCCCCUUCUGUGGGGGGGCAGACAUCAUGGAGGAAUCCUCGUCUAAAGCCACGGACUCCAGCACUCAAAUUGAUGAGCCUCCCCUUGCUGUGAAGAAUGUUAAUGUGCUUCUUGAGAGAAAAAGGUCAGAGGGCAUCAGCAGCCUGUCCAGAGACGACGACUCCACCCUGCUCAACCCGGACACCAACAGCAGCAUCCUGGACAACAACACCAAGUCGGACUCGUGCCUCCCAGAGGGGAGGAGUAAGUCCAGCUGUCUUUGCUUCAGCGAUGGAAAGAGUCGCAUUGACUACAUCCUGGUUUACAGGAAGUCUAGCUCGCAGUCAGAGAAGAGGGAGAUAUUUGAGCGGAACAUCCGUGCAGAGGGCUUACACAUGGAAAAGGAGGCCUCUUUGACAAACAGUGAUGUGAUUUUUCUGAAGCUUCAUGCACCGUGGGAUGUCCUCUGUCGCUACGCAGAGCUCAUGAACAUCCGUAUGCCUUUUAGGAGAAAAAUCUUUUUCAUGCACCGACGGCCCAAGUUCAUGAGCAGGAUGGAAAAGCGCAUCAACAAAUUUCGUGGCUGGCUUCCUCGAAAGCCCAUGAAGUUUGACAACAACACUUUACCCGACCUAGAGGAAAACGAGAGCUUCACUGCCCCCUUCAGUCGAUCAAGGAUACAUCAUUUCAUCAUCCACAACAAAGACACCUUUUUCAACAACGCCACAAGAAGUCGCAUCGCCCAUCACAUCCUUCAGCGGGUCAAAUAUGAGGAGGGCAAAAAUAAGAUGGGGCUUAAUCGUCUGUUGAGCAAUAGUUCAUAUGAGUCAGCUUUCCCUCUUCACGAGGGGAGCUACCACAGCAAAAACUCCAUCAGAACACACGGAGCAGAGAACCAUCGGCACCUGUUGUACGAAUGCUGGGCCUGGUGGGGCGUGUGGUACAAAUACCAACCACUGGACCUCAUCAGGAGGUAUUUUGGUGAGAAGAUUGGUCUGUACUUCGCCUGGCUAGGCUGGUACACAGGGAUGCUGUUUCCUGCAGCUCUGGUCGGCCUUUUUGUAUUCCUGUACGGCAUUUUCACUCUAGAGCACUGCCAGGUCAGUAAGGAAAUCUGCCAGGCCACAGACAUCAUCAUGUGCCCCAUCUGCGACCAGUACUGCCCCUACCUGAGGCUGUCAGACAGCUGCAUCUACGCCAAGGUCACCCAUCUGUUUGACAAUGGUGCAACAGUCUUCUUUGCUGUAUUCAUGGCUGUAUGGGCUACGGUCUUCUUAGAGUUCUGGAAAAGGCGCAGAGCUGUCCUUGCAUAUGACUGGGACCUUAUUGACUGGGAGGAAGAGGAGGACCAAAUACGCCCUCAGUUUGAGGCCAAAUACUCCAAGAAGGAGAGGAUGAACCCUAUAUCUGGAAAGCCUGAACCGUACCAAGCUUUCACUGACAAAUAUAGCCGACUUAUCGUUUCGGCAUCUGGGAUCUUCUUCAUGAUACUGGUGGUGAUUGCCGCUGUGUUUGGCAUUGUAAUUUACCGAGUGAUCACCGUGAGCACCUUUGCCGCCUUCGGCUGGGCUCUCAUAAGGAACAACUCUCAGGUGGCGACCACGGGAACGGCAGUGUGCAUCAACUUCUGCAUGAUAAUGCUCCUCAACGUGCUCUAUGAAAAAGUUGCUCUUCUUCUCACUAAUUUAGAACAGCCAAGGACAGAGUCUGAGUGGGAGAACAGCUUCACUCUCAAGAUGUUCCUUUUCCAGUUCGUCAACCUCAACAGUUCAACUUUCUACAUUGCCUUCUUCUUGGGAAGAUUUACUGGCAGGCCUGGAGCAUAUCUACGCCUCAUCAACCGCUGGAAACUGGAAGAAUGCCAUCCAAGUGGCUGUCUCAUCGACCUCUGUAUGCAAAUGGGGAUCAUCAUGGUGCUGAAACAGACCUGGAACAAUUUCAUGGAGCUCGGCUACCCGCUGAUCCAGAACUGGUGGACACGGCGGAGGCUGAGGAGAGAGCAUGGGAAGAAUGCCAAGGCCAGCUUUCCACAGUGGGAGAAGGAUUACAACCUACAGCCAAUGAAUGAAUAUGGACUCUUUGAUGAAUAUCUAGAAAUGAUUCUACAGUUUGGUUUCACCACCAUCUUUGUGGCAGCUUUUCCUCUGGCCCCUCUCUUAGCGCUGAUCAACAAUGUUAUCGAGAUCCGUUUGGACGCCUACAAGUUUGUAACACAGUGGCGGCGCCCUCUGCCCUCACAAGCCAAAGACAUUGGAAUCUGGUAUGGCAUUCUGGAGGGCAUUGGCAUCUUGUCUGUCAUCACCAAUGCCUUUGUCAUCGCUGUUACCUCAGACUUCAUCCCUCGCCUUGUUUAUGCCUACAAGUACGGACCGUGUGCUGGUCAGGGUCGAGCAGGGGAGGGGUGUAUGAUGGGUUACGUUAACGCCAGUCUCUCAAUAUUCCGGGUGUCUGACUUCGAGGGGAAAUCACAGUCCAUGACUAAUGGCUCCGAACUGUUUGGAGAAGCUGUGAAGUAUUGCAGGUAUCGGGACUACAGAGAGCUUCCGGACUCCGCUGAGCCGUACGGAUACACUCUGCAGUUCUGGCACGUCCUGGCUGCCCGCCUAGCAUUCAUCAUUGUAUUUGAGCAUAUGGUGUUUUCCAUCAAGACGCUGAUUGCAUACCUGAUCCCUGACCUCCCCAAAGACCUGCGCGACAGAAUGCGUAGAGAGAAAUACUUGAUCCAGGAGAUGAUGUAUGAGGCCGAGUUGGAGAGACUCCAGAAGGAGAAAAACGACAAGAAGAAGAAGAAAGAACAGGCCCAUCACAAGGAAUGGCCCUGAACGCAACAACUGGUUAUCAACUGGUGUUUGAAAUUCACUGCACAGUGGAGAAAGGGGAGGAGCGCUGGGUUUCCUGCAUGAUAAUGGACCCUCAUUCCUUCCUCAAGCCAUGUCAGACCAGCACCUCCAAGAGGACAGUAGAUGAACUGCAUCGAGCGGGCCUUGUGGCUUCAAACAUAACGGAUGUCCUCUUUUUGCUACUUUUGUUUUUUCCGUGUGUUUUAACCACGUUGGACCAUCUAUGCUACAGCGUAUGUCUUCAGAUCCUGAAUGUAGAUUCCAAGACUAAACUGUUUCUUGAUUUAAACAAGAGAACAAACUCUUCCCAGCUUACUGAAUGACAAACCCUGUUUACAUUUCUCCUUGUUUGAGGAGUUCACAUGCUGCUUUAUUGUAAAUAAAGAUAUUUAAAUGUCCGGCCAUCUGCUCUGCUAGUGCAAUAAAAAACUGAUAAUGCAAUUUCUGAAGAAAUUGCGGUGUUCUUGCUGGCUAGCUACUGACAAUAAAUGAGUCUGUACUCGGUAGCUAAAGUGUGUUGAUUGAAAGCUGAAGAUGUAUUUGCCUCAUGUGUAUUAGGGUGCUGAGUAGCAUUGCUUAAUAAAGAGCUUGAAGCUGAACUGCAUUUAUGGCUAAAAAAAAUGUAUUAAGGGGCAGCUAAAGAAGUAUGUAGAGUUGGAAUGAUAGUUAUAGUGCGAGCAAUAAAAGGUUUUCUUAUAAAUUGUAUAAAGAAGGAGUUGAGGGGUGUGUGUGUGUGUGUGUGUGUGUGCGCGUGCGUGCGUGCGUGCGUGCGUGCGUGCGUGAUAUUUUAAACUGCAGUUACACCCGUUGACUGUACAAAUUCACUGAAUUAGAAUUUGGAGCUACCUUUUUAAAGUGAGUGGCAGGGUUAGGUAAAAACAACGCUAGCUUACAGUUCUCCAAAUAAAAAGAUGUCCACAUACAAAUAUACAUUGAUGUUCUCUUCACUCACAUUUGGCCAACAAAUCAUUCCUUAAAGCACGACCAAGCGUCAAAGCCUUUGUAUGCCUUCAUACCUGUAAAUCAGGUACAUAUAUAUGUCAGGAAACCCGAGUCCUGGUUCUUUGUUUACUUGUUUUUUUGCUGUUUUGCUUCUAAAAUGUAUUUUCUAAGCCUGUCUUACUAGGUGUCAUUCUGUCUGCGUUCAUAGUUUCAUUGUUUAAACAAGGACACAUUUGUUUACAACUUGAUGACAGAACUUUGCAAAGUCUGAGAAUAAGUUCAAGAGAAACUUUAAAGAGAAAUGUAACCCAACUAACUUAAAACAUUGAGUCCUUUUAUUUAACUCUGCACAACAUGCCAGAAAAGCUUUGACCGAUUAUGCUUCACCGAUUAUUUCUGAUAAUGUCGUGGAUGAGCUGAACAUUUUGACGUUUAAAUUAAGUUGAACAGGUUUGCAGAAGAAAAAGGAUAAUAAAUGUUGGCCCAGCAAUCCCACCAAUAAAAGUUAUUUAGAUAUCUCUAUGAAAUAUGUGGCAGUGUCUACAGCUGGCUAGAAUGGAAAAUGCUUUCCAUUUGAAUUUAGAUCCAUAACUGCAUU